Messenger RNA from Camellia sinensis, 1254 nucleotides. RefSeq names its product F-box/LRR-repeat protein At3g48880. The record is from RefSeq and is a predicted model, not a curated record. Lineage: Eukaryota; Viridiplantae; Streptophyta; Magnoliopsida; Ericales; Theaceae. Gene Ontology annotation, molecular function: protein binding.
GUUGCACACGUUCUCUCUCUCUCUCUCCCUCUCCCUCUCGGACUUGACAAGGGUUUCUAUCUCUUCGGUUCGAAGGAAUACCUAAAGAUGGAAGAAGGAAAAUGGGAGGAAUUGAAUAUGGAUUGCUUGGUGAAUGUGUUUGGGAGAGUUGGAAUUGAAUCACUUCUUUUAGACAUACCCUUUGUGUGCAAAUCAUGGUUCAAAGCCACACUCAGUCGUCAAAGCUGGCAUAAACUUGAUUUUUCUCCAAUAUCAAUUGGUUCAUGGUUUUAUUAUGAUGGCUCCAAGUCAAGUAGAUUAGUUGAUAAAUAUCAAUUGAAGGACAACUGGGCUGUUACUGAAUUCAUCAAGUAUGUAAUCAAACGUAGCAAAAGAUCUGCCACUUUUAUAUCUCUUCCAGGCUGUUGUACAGAGGAAGCUUUGAUUUACAUUGCAGAUGAGUGUCCUGGCUUAAAGACUUUGAUGUUGCCUCUGCCUCAUGAUCAUAUGUUGAAGAUCCCAAAGCUUAUAAGCAACUGGAAAAGUUUGGAGUUCUUAAGACUUGGAAACAGCAAUCAAAUGCAAGAAUUCAUUACUGAAAUCAGCAUUCACUGCAACAACUUUGUUGGAUUGAGUGUUGUAAGUGCCUAUAUUUGGAAAGAUGAAGCAUCAGCUAUUGUGACCCUACUCCCAAACAUAAAUUAUUUGAGCCUAAGGUAUGCAUCCAUGAAAAAGGAGAACCUAGUGAUGAUUUUGCAAGGCUGCAAAGAACUCGAGUAUGUGGAUGUUAGGGAUUGCAUAGGUUUUAAUGAGGGUGAUGAUGAGAUAUUGAAGUUUGCUGCUCAUAUCCGCACAUUCAAGCAUAAGGGUUCAUGCUUGUUUGAUGAUGUUGAUUACUGCCACUAUGAGGACAAUGUGGAUCUUGAUUUCUGCCACUAUGAGGACAAUGAUAUUGAUUACUGCCACUAUGAUGGUUAUUACAUGGACAAUGGUCCCUAUGAAGAUGAUUAUUAUGAGGACUUGGAUCAUGAUUACUGCCAUGGUGAAGGUUACUGCUCUGGCUAAGGGUUGUUUAAUGUCUGUUUAGUGACUGUCAACUAGUUCCAGUAUUAAAAACUCUGGUUUAUUGUUAGGUAAUGGAUGAUAUAGCAAGUGGUCUAGCAUGUUUCCCAAUAUGAACCAACAUUGGGUAUAUAAAGGCUUUUUGUUUUCUUCACUUAUGUUUUAAACAGUUAAUCGUAAUUUACUCUAGAUUGCUUGACAGCCUUUUGAUUU